UUAGGGAAAGAAAAUUUCUCGAUACUUUUUAUUCGCAUACAAUUCGAAGAGAAUAGGUGCGCUAGUGUCGCUGUUGUUUCCACACGGAUACGUAGCGAUAUUUAUCAUCCUAUAUGCAAUAUCGUAUUUCGCAUAUACACAUUUGACGCGGUCCCGAUAUACCCUCUCGAUAACGAAAGAGAAUUGCAAAAAAUGCCAGAUACACCGACCAUAUUCCGUUUCACUAACAACAACGACCACUUGACUUUCAAUCAGCGCUUAUUCUACGAGAAAAAUGGAUUUUUAAUCAUUCCCGAUCUUAUACCGCAACGUAUAUUGGACAAGUGUUCAAAGAGAUACGACGACAUCAUUUCCCGAAAUAUCGAUCCAGGACUUAUCACGAUUAUGCGCGACGUAGCCGAUAGGAAAUUGGUCAAUAAGAUACAAAACAUUAAUCACGAUCAAGUAUUUGAAGAAUAUUUCGAAUAUGACAAGUUGUUGGAUAUCGUCGAGUGUAUCACGGGCCCUAAUAUAAUGGCCAUGCAUAGCAUGUUAAUAGCGAAACCGCCGGACGCAGGAUACGGUUCGAGUUCACAUCCACCGCAUCAGGACCUUCAUUAUUUCCCUUUUCGGCCGGCCGACAAGAUCGUAGCAACUUGGACCGCAAUAGAGCCGUGUAAUCGUUCGAACGGUUGCCUUUACGUUAUUCCCGGAACUCAUGGACUUGAUAAACUCUACGAGCACGAUUAUCCUCCUGGCUCGAAACCGAAUACAGUAAACAAGUUUUAUUACGGUAUUUGGGAUUUACCACCGAUGGACGACAGAUCCUAUAUCGUAAUGAAACCCGGCGAUACAGUCUUCUUCCAUCCUUUGCUCAUACACGGAUCCGGCAUUAAUCGAUCCAACGGAUCGAGAAAGGCCAUUUCUUGCCAUUACGCCUCCUCCGACUGUUAUUACAUCGAGGCUAAAACUCCAACGGAAAAACAAAAUCAAAAUGAGAUUCUGAUGGCUUUCAAAAAACGAUUCCCUAAUUCGAAUGUAACGUAUGAGGAUAUUUGGAGACUCAAAUCCAAGCUUGUGCGCGGCGCUCGAUCCUCGUUGUAGACCUCUCUCUCGUUCACAUUUGCGCGUUUUCAAAGAUGACAACAGGAAAGGAAAUUUGCCCUGUCGAGGGUAAUUGAUUGCACGACAGAAGAAGAUGUAACGACAACACCGUCGUUGUCGCGAUUAUUAUUCAGUGACUUGAUAUCACGACGAUGUCGUUGAUGAUUAUAAGGUGGUUGAAGAGUGUAACAAUGUUUCGAAUGAGGAUCUUUAUAGGUAUUCUCAUGUCGCACGCUAGCACUGGAUGUACGACAGGCGGCGAGGCAAGUUUGAAAUCGAUCCAUAUUGCGAAGACGCACCUUUACCGUAUCUUCUUCCUUUAUUCUCGGAAGAUUUUUACCACUUUCUACGGUAUCCUUCUUUCCCUUUAUAUGCUGUUAACAUAAUAAUAAUAAUAAUAAUAAUAAUAAUAAUAAUAAUAAUAAUAAUAAUAAUAAUAGGAGCGUACCUUAGACUUAAUUACUUAGAACAAAUAGGAAGAGGAAUACCUUGGCAGGAUGUAAACAACAGGAAACGCAAUAUUCGUAAAUAGCACAGCAUCCUUGAGCAUUACACGUCUUACAACUGUAUCUCUCCUUAAGGGCCGUAAUCGUGGCCUCUUCCGUUUUAUACGGUUGCUUCUGUUCCCUGCUACAGCAACCAUUAGACAAAAGUUCGUGCCUGGCACAUACUACUCCGUGCUCGUCCACUAUCAAUACUUUGCCCUAAAAAAUAAUUUCAUCCUUUCUUGCUUUUAUAAACAUAAGAUGCCUUUCGAGCGUGUAAUAUAUCUACAACAAUAUACCUGUACAGAAUUGCGGCAUGGUCGAUUAGACGUAUCGCUGUCAUUUAAGUUAGACGGCGAAUCUAUACCUAAGCCAUUAUCAUUAGCUCCUCCUUCGUUUGGAACAUCGAUCCCCCAAGAUUCACGUGGUUUACCGGAUGCUUUAAGUUGUUGUGACGGAACGUCGUCGUCAGAAAUCAUAUCGUCGUUGUUGUUGUCAUUCAUUAUCAAUCCCUCCAUAUCGUCGAGAUCGCUAUCCAAUUCUAUCGAUCUACUCUGUAAUAAAUAAUAUUAUUUUAAUCGACCUUACAAACGUCAUAUUCAACCUUAUACAUUGAUCCUAGCUAUCCUUAGAAAAAUCCUCUCCUUACCUCAUUGCGGAAUAAAGAAAAAGCGCAAUAAGUCAGCGACAAUGUAAAUAUAAGUCCCAAAACUAAACGCCGACGAAUAAUCCUAACGAAUCCCGUGUAUCCUGCCAUGGUUAUAUAAUUCGUAACCGAGCACAAAACUUUAAACUUUUCCUCUUAAACUUUUAAACAUUUUUAUCGUUUAGGUAUACCUAUUAGAUUCAUUGUAUACCAAAAUAUUAUCCGAGAUAAGAUAUUUCUCGACAUAUAGGAUUAACACGCAUAAACGGUAAAUAUCACCAAAUCUCUUGCAAAAGGAGGUUAUGUUUCCAUUGGACUUUUCAGCAUAUCUAUUUUGUAACAUUCGCGAAUAUUUCUUUUUAAUCGUACCGAAUCACUGCGAAUACUUGUUGAUUACCUUGCUUGAUAUCGAGGACAUAGAUAUAUAGAAUCGAUCAAAAGCACGACAUUUAAGAAAAUCCUGAAAUUAGAUCGCAAGAAUAGAUUUCUUUGUUUCUUCUGUCGAACGCUAGAUGGCUUAUAACAUAUCGUCUCGUUACAUACGCAUGUGGAUAGAGUUUGACAAGGCGCAUAAUUAAUACGCCGACAAACGCACGUUGCUUGGAAACCAACCAAAAA
Vespa mandarinia (Asian giant hornet) is the source of this 2832-nucleotide messenger RNA. Its product is annotated as phytanoyl-CoA dioxygenase, peroxisomal-like. Gene Ontology annotation, biological process: fatty acid alpha-oxidation. The record is from RefSeq and is a predicted model, not a curated record. NCBI's taxonomy places the organism in Eukaryota, Metazoa, Arthropoda, Insecta, Hymenoptera, Vespidae. Gene Ontology annotation, molecular function: phytanoyl-CoA dioxygenase activity.